This is a messenger RNA of Caenorhabditis auriculariae, 1033 nucleotides long. Lineage: Eukaryota; Metazoa; Nematoda; Chromadorea; Rhabditida; Rhabditidae. The record is from the annotation of a GenBank genome assembly.
AUGAGGCCCUCCAUUUCGACAAAUUUGUUGGCUGUCGCCAUCCUCCUCGGCGUCGUCGUCAACAGCGGUCGUAGUUUUUUUCUCAUUAUUCAUUCCUAAACUCCAUCAACGUCCCAAAAAUAGACAAUUUAUUCAGGAUCGACGCAACAAGCUGGUUAUGGAAUGCAGGGUGCCGGAAAUUGGCUGCCGAGUGGUGAUUAAGUUGAAAACAGCUUUAGGAAGAUUUUUCUCUAGGCUAUGCAAAUCAAAACGGACAAAAUCAGGGCGGCGGCGACGAGAUUCAAGGCAGCGUGGGAAAUGUCGAAAAGCCAGCUCAACCUAAUUCUGGAUACAACAACUGGAACAGUGGUACGUUCAUUGAGGAAAACAACCUUGAAGGAUCAAAAAACUCAAGUUUUGUCGAAGAUGGCUAGGGACAAAAAGUUGCUUCAAGUGUAGAUUUUUACAUUUUGGCUCUUAUUCAGACCUCUUUCAGAGAAAUUACAUGGCUGAAUCUUUCUAUAUCUUUUUGCAAGUUCCACAAAUUUCAUUUCCCACUUCAUCUUGAAACUAAGUUCUUGUCUAACUUUUUUUUUCAAGAAGAUUAAGUUGUUUUAAAAACCGUGAAGGCAAAAGGAUCUCUAAAGUUGAUUGAAGUCUCUCUCUUCUCGAUACUUCUUUACGAGAAUGUUGUUAAAAGAAAUGAUUUUUAGACGCCUCGUAACGGGAAAGUUUUGAAUAAAUACUGUGGAUCAUUUAAAAAUGAACGAUUUUAUGCAUUUUCGCUAGUUUAGGAGGUGGCGGACAGUUCCCUCAACCUCCUAUGGAGAUGAACGGCCAACCGUGGAACGGAAAUUGGAACGGAGGUGCUGAACUGCCACAAGGAAACAAAGAAGACGGCAUCUCAGGGAGCGUCGGAGUGUCUUCGACGACCACUAGACAGCCUCAAAAGCCUUAUGGUUACGGAAACGGUAAUCCAAACGGAUUCUAUGGAUAUAACUCACACAAAAAUCGCCCCAUGCCUAACUAUCGUGGACCUUCUGGAAAUUAUUGA